This is a messenger RNA of Cololabis saira (Pacific saury), 1685 nucleotides long. It is a transcript of the gene sult1st6, whose product is annotated as sulfotransferase family 1, cytosolic sulfotransferase 6. Gene Ontology annotation, cellular component: cytoplasm. The transcript has 8 exons. Gene Ontology annotation, molecular function: sulfotransferase activity. The coding region runs from base 484 to 1413 and encodes 309 amino acids. The record is from RefSeq and is a predicted model, not a curated record. Gene Ontology annotation, biological process: sulfation. NCBI's taxonomy places the organism in Eukaryota, Metazoa, Chordata, Actinopteri, Beloniformes, Belonidae.
GAGGAGCUGCGCUACCAGAAGCCAAGAGAAAUAAAUGUGACCUCAUAUUGGAGAUAUCCCAGAUGUGGACGUGUGGAAUUGCACAGAUUUAAAUCUGACAGUGCAGAGAAACAUCAUGCUUCACUUAUUCAACCUAUUCGGAUGUGAAAAGAUUUUGGAGAGGAGUUACACCAAAAACCACAAGAGAUCCAGAGGAAAGAUUCCUGGAAAGCAAGUAACAACAGGAGGAGACAACGAUGGCGUAACAAGGAAGUAUGUACAAUGACUGUGGGCUUGUAAGCCAGGCAGGAAAUCAUUUUUCUCACAGUUGGAAUUUAAGGCGUAAAGAAUCACAUCAGCUGUGGAUGUUGACAUAACCAGCGGAGAGAGGAGCAGCUGAAGUCAGAGCCUCAGGAAGAACCACCAUACUGGCCUUGCUGGAGCUGCUAUACAGUUCAAGUUUUUCCUUCUGGAUUUUCAUUUUCCUCAAGUGAGUUUUUGACAAUGUCAGAAGCGGGAGAGUUGUCCUAUAAGGAGGCCAUUGAGAAGGCCAGCUCCUCCAUCACUCGCUUCCCUCUCAUCCAUAUCAGAGGAAUUCCGCUCAUGUGCCACAUCGCCAACAACUGGGACUCCAUCUGGGAUUUUCGUCCUGACCCAUCAGACCUCCUCAUUGCCACCUACCCUAAAGCAGGAACCACAUGGACCCAGGAGAUAAUUGACCUUCUUCUUCACAAUGGAGAUGCUGAGGUCUGCAAACGAGCUCCCACGCCCGUCCGCAGUCCCUUCCUGGAGAUCUGCUCCCCACCACCAAUUCCGUCAGGCCUUGAUCUCCUAAAGAAAAUGGAUCCCCCAAGAGUUAUCAAGACACAUCUCCCUUUUCAGUUGGUGCCUCUUGGAUUUUGGGAAAACAAAUGCAAGGCCAUCUACGUGGCACGCAACGCCAAAGACAACCUGGUGAGCUACUACUAUUUUGAUCUCAUGAACAAAACGCAGCCUGAACCAGGGACUUUUGAGGACUACGUCGGCAAGUUUAUGCGAGGAGAGUUGUCCUGGGGCUCCUGGUAUGAUCAUGUUAAAGGGUACUGGUUGGAGAAGGAGAAGAAGAAUAUUCUCUUCCUCUUCUAUGAGGACAUGAAAGAGAAUCCUCGGCGGGAAGUGGAGCGUAUCAUGAAGUAUUUGGACUUGUCGGUGUCUGACGAGGUCAUCAACCGAAUUGUGGAGCUCACGUCCUUUAAGAGCAUGAAGGAGAACCCCAUGGCCAACUACUCCUGCAUCCCAUCACCAGUUUUUGAUCAGUCCAUCUCUCCCUUUAUGAGAAAAGGUGAAGUGGGUGAUUGGAAAAACCAUUUCACACUUGAGCAGUCAAAGAUGUUUGAUGAAGACUACGAAAACCAAAUGAAGGAUGUCGACAUUCCCUUCAGGAGCCUUAUUUGAGGGAUUUGGGGGUUUCUAAAUGUACCUGCAAACCAAAGAUCGAUGUACUGACACUGUGCAGCACUUAAAUAGCAAAAACACGGUCAGAAUAUUUGACACGAGCUAAAAAUCAAAACGACCAAUGAAAAAAAAAAAAAAAAAAAAAGGAUUCCUCACUUUUCAUGUCUGGAUGUUAAACACUGUGAUCACCACACUUUAUGAUGUGUCUAUAUACAGGAAAUCAUCCAUAUACAUGUGCAACAGGAUGAAUAAAAAUGCGCUCCACAAUGCGA